CCCCCACCCCCUCCAUAGGAAAGCAUUAGCCAUCUCUGAGUAUCAUUCACAGGCUCGGUUCCUGCAGCCGCCGCCACCUUGGUGUCCUGAGUGGGCCGGAUUCCUCCACCCAGCCGUGUCCGGGUUCCUGGUGCAGACAUGUCUGAGCAGAGUGGCAGCCGAUACCAGCAGUUACAGAAUGAAGAGGAGCCUGUAGAAACCCCCCAGGGUGCAGCAGACGCUCCACCUCCAUACAGCAGCAUUGCUGGAGACAAUGCAGCAUUUUUUGACUACAAAGAUGAGCCUGGUUUCCCUAAGCCACCAUCUUACAAUGUGGCAACAACCUUGCCUAGUUACGAUGAAGCUGAAAGGUCAAAGGCAGAAGCCACAAUACCUCUUGUUCCUGGACGAGAUGAUGACUUUGUGGCACGGGAUGAUUUUGAGGAUGCAGAUCAGCUCAGGAUAGGCAACGAUGGGAUUUUUAUGCUCACAUUCUUUAUGGCAUUCCUUUUUAACUGGAUUGGAUUCUUCUUGUCAUUCUGCUUGACCACAUCAGCUGCUGGCAGAUAUGGGGCCAUUUCUGGAUUUGGCCUGUCCCUGAUAAAGUGGAUCUUAAUUGUCCGAUUUUCUACUUACUUUCCUGGAUAUUUUGAUGGCCAGUACUGGCUCUGGUGGGUGUUUUUGGUAUUGGGAUUCCUUCUGUUUCUCAGAGGCUUCAUUAAUUACGCAAAGGUUCGAAAGAUGCCAGACAACUUUUCCUCUCUCCCAAGAACCAGGGUUCUUUUUAUUUAUUAAAGUUGUUUGGUCCCUGCCUUCCUGCCUCUGCAAAACUCCAGAACAUAUGGACAGACUGCAUGGACACCUGCAGGAAGAGACUCAAAAUUUCAAACACCGAAGGGAAAAUAAAAAUACCUGCUUCAUUUAGAAAUUAAACAAGUCAUAAAGAAGCAGACAAAAAAAAAAGUUGAAGAAGAAAAUAAGCAUUUCUUUGUUUUUAGGUGUAAAAUUUGAAUAGUACUUGCAUAAAUAUGUUUUAUUAUUAUUCUGGAAUCAUUAGUGGCUACUGUUUAAAUCAAAGCUAUCGCAAUCAAGUUUGUGAAGUACUAAUAAAGCCUUAUAUAUUGUUAGUAAAACAAAACCAAGAACAUUGAACUGCACUCUUUAUGCCAGAAGAGGGCACUGUAAUUUCAUUCUGUUAUCCCGGUCUCUUCAUUUGACUGCCGCACAUAUGUUUUUGUGUAUCGUAUUGUGUUCAGCUUUGGGAAUGAGUUUGUCGAAGCUUCAUACGUUGAUUUUUUUUUUUUGCUGUUUCUGUUACCUAUCUGUAUAUUAUAAUUGGUCGUCUCUCAUAAGAGCGAUUUAAUCUGAAAUUUCUGAGUAUAUGAAUUAUGACACAGUUACUGGGAAACAUUAACAGUAAAAGGAAUGUAAUAAAUGCAUUUAUAUUUACUUAGAAUAAGGCAGUAACUCGUAAAAGUAUAUUUAUUAAAACCCCUAUAAUGUUUUUGCCAUCUGUUUCACAUUUGGGAAAUGUCACUUCAUUUCCUGUACACACAAUAGAAAGCGACAAAAAAUCUAUCCAACGUAAAGGGGAGAAACCCACUUAGUUUCCCCGUUUUUUAGAAGUUUUGUCUCCUAUUGAUGUUCUGGCGACAGAAUUUUGGAUUUUGGAUUUUUACUCACUUUCACUCCUUAUGACAAUGGUCUCCAAGACAAUUAGAGAGGGUGGAUCUCCUUAAUGGGGACAUGGACAGCAAUAAAAACCUUACGGGGAUUCUAACCUCUUAUCACUAAAUUCAAAACUAAAAAAACUCUGUUCUAGAAUUUCACUGCUGAAAAAUAACCCACGUAUGUUAUUUGUAUCGGACUGCACCCAUGCCUACAUUCACUAAAUGCUGCAAUUACGGGACAAGAUAAAUAUUCCUGUCCAAUUAACUGGAAGAUAACAUUGGUGAUUGUAAUGUGACACUGGAUCUGCUAUAUAGAAUUAUUAGGGGAGAAUACUCUAGUGCAGGGGUCUCUAAACUUUCUAAACAAAGGGCCAGUUUAUUGUUUAAACUCUGGGGGGGGGGCAGACUGUGUCCAGCAGGAGUAAACCAUGUCUCCUCUGUUAGGAGGAGAAAUAGUGUCCCAUCGUUGGUGUUUAGUGGAAGGAAGUGUCCCAUCGCCGGUGUCCGUGCUUCAUCAUUGGUGUCAGUGGGGGGAAUCAUGUCCUAUCACUAGUGUUAGUGGGAGGAAUAGUGCCCCGUCAUUGGUGUCAGUGAGAAGAAUAGUGUUUAGUUGUUGGUUUCAGUGGUACGAACUAUACCCCACUGUUGCUGACAGAAGAGAAAACAAUGCCCAAAGGGCCGCAGUUUGGAGACCACUGCUCUAGUGUAACAAACCCCAUGCAUUGCUCCUUGAACCACAUCAUUAAACGUUGUCCUGUUGAUAAUUGAUGUUUUUUGUUUUCUUGUAAACAUGCUACAUCAGUUACAUAGGAAAAAUAAAUGGCAGUUAUACAUAGCAUGAUAUAAUAUUUUCCCUUGAUAUGAAGAGACACCAGCUGGGAAACGAUUUGAUUGUUUGUGAUACACCUCCACUUAUUUUCACUCCAUUUUUAAUGGUAGACUCCAUCUUCAGCUUUUAGGAUUGGGAAAUCAGUAGAUUCCCACUAUAGUGGCCAAAUGAAGGCUUUAUUACUGUCCUGUUUUUCAUAGGACUUACUAAGGAGUAUUACAGUUUAUAGAAUGAUGUUGCACCUCUAAUCCCAGCUAGAUGCAUAUUGGUUGCACCAUGAUGGUAUAGACCAGUGUUUUUCAACUGCAGUCCUCAAGGUGCCCCAAAAGGGCAUAUUUUCAGGAUUUCCCUCAGAUGAAACGGUUGUGGUAAUUUCUAAAGUCAGAGGGACUUUUUCCAUAGGAAAUUCCGACCCUGUGUAUGCCCCAUCUGACUUUUUUUACGAGGAAUUUCAUCAGAGUUUAGAUAGAGAACAUGUUCUCUUUUACUCCGAUGGAAUUCCGUCGGAAUUACGAAGUUAGUUUGGCCGGGCCAAAGCCUGACCGCGUGGCAGUGAAACGGAUCAAAUCACCUGUGAGAAAUAAUGGAAAGCCUGAAUAAAAAGGCCUGUUGGGGUGCUUUGAGGACGAGUUGAGAAACGCUGGUAUAGACAGACAUCGUUUAUUAUAUGCCAAUAAGAGGGUUGUUAUUGAUGUAAAAUAUUUAAGAAUCUACCCAACACAAAUUUUACAACUUUCACUAAAAGUCCAAGUUCACCAAAUCACAGUUGCAGUAGACGUGUGCAUGGGACAAUAUCCCAACAGGGGUCCUGGACAUAAAUUAAGUCCUGAUUUGGGUAGAGUCACUGUAUAGUUUAUUGGGCAGCAGUAAUCCUAUUACUUUGAUUAAUAUUUAAGCAUGCAAUAAUAUGAUUCCUUUCCAUGCAGGGUAGGUAUUUAGUAGUCAAUGUAUUUCCUUUCUCAGCUGCAGAGUAGUAAAAAAAAAAAAAAUCGAACCCUGAAGUGCCAGUCAAAUUGGUUUCUGUGAUAUUUCACUUUUAAUCUUUUCGUACUUGAAAAUGCGGUAUAAUCAUUGGAAAUGAUUCCAGGGCAUGGUCUUCAUAAAUUGAUAAUGGCGAAACACACAUAAAUAAAACUUGCUUGAUAAACUUUAGUUAGCAUGCUGCCGGAUUAUGGCUUAGGUGUAUUCUGUUCUGUGGAUUUAUAGACCUAAAAGAGAUAUAUUCAGUUAAAAAAUAAAUAAAUACAGAUUUACACCUGACCCCUCUGUGUAACAACCCAGAAGGGUCCCUGCACACAACAUACAUCAGGAGUCUUACUCUAAGUAGAGUCUGUCACUGUUAAGUCGCGUCUGAAUAUUCAAAUGCAGUGAGAUAACAAAAGCAUAGCCAAAUGGUCACAUCAAAAUAUUCAAUCUCACCAUGGCAGGUGACAGUGGAGUAAAGCUAAUAUAUGGGCCUACUGUUGUGAGAGCUAGUAGUAGGGGACAAUAUACCUGUAACCAGGAAUUCCCUUUUUAGGGAGGUUUUUAUUUAUUUAUAUUUUGUUUAACAGAGGUUCCUUUACCUUCAUAUAUCAGCUUUGUAGCCUUUUCCACCAUCUAAGAGAUAAGAAUUAGUGACAUUUUGUGUAUGUCUCCUCUGAUCAACACAUGUGUCUAUCCAGGGUGCACAGUAUUGCACAGGAAUGAUUGUCAGGUACUGUGUAACACCUCUUUUCACUGCACAUUCUGCUGUCCCUGGACUUAACUAUUUCAACCUGCACAUUGGAACUUUAUCUGGUCUGUUAACCUGGAAAAAAUUUAAGUGUUUUUUUUUCUCCCUCUUUUUAUUUACUGUAAACAUGGGGUGGCUUGUCUGCUGUGGUUUGGGUGGGUCCAUAAAAUAUGUGUACUUUUCUUGUGCUUUUCAACUGUGUAAGCAGGAUCUUUGCAUUUUGUGUAGACUGAUAUGCACCUUUUACUUGCCGACUGGCAAUUCACUUUACAGUUUUACUAUGUUAAAAAUGUAAAUAUAGCAGAACAUUAAUAAAUGUCACUUAUGUAGCAA
Molecule: messenger RNA, 4525 nt
Organism: Rana temporaria (common frog)
Lineage: Eukaryota; Metazoa; Chordata; Amphibia; Anura; Ranidae
Gene: NDFIP1
Product: Nedd4 family interacting protein 1
Exons: 8
Coding region: 139-774 (211 amino acids)
Biological process (GO): vacuolar transport; ubiquitin-dependent protein catabolic process; positive regulation of protein ubiquitination
Cellular component (GO): Golgi apparatus; endoplasmic reticulum; perinuclear region of cytoplasm
Molecular function (GO): WW domain binding
Source: RefSeq, a predicted model, not a curated record